UAUUUGUUUACAAAAAUUAUUCUCCAAUUAUUCCAAGCCUUUCUAUCUCUCUCCCUCUUCUAUAAUCCACCCAUUUUCAUCUUCUCUCUCUUCUUAAUAACGCUGAAGAAGAAGAAGAAAGGGUUUCAUAAAAGCAACCAUUCUUUUACAUUAUUAUUAUUGUUUUUUUUAUAGCUUUUAAAGCUCCGGCGACCAAUCUCCCUGCCGCCGGCGUCUUUUCAAAUUCCACAUUCUUAAGAAAUGGCAGAUGAAUACUCAAACUCAAAGAAGAGAGACGAUUCCUGCAGCAGUGUUUGUGACAAGGCACGAGGAAUUUUUACUUUCUCCAGAUUCCGCGGCGUAAUGAGAGGAAUCGAAUAUAAAAUGAUUGUGUUCUUGUUCUUAAUCGUGCCAUUGACGACGAUUACAAUAUACAUGUAUCAUGGUCAAAUCACUUCGUUUCUACGUCCCAUAUGGCAAAAACCACCCAAGCCAUUCGUGAAAAUACCUCAUUAUUACAAUCCAAAUGUAUCCAUGGAAUCUCUAUGUAAACUCCAUGGAUGGGGUAUUCGAGAAUAUCCAAGAAGAGUAUUUGAUGCAGUUCUAUUCAAUAAUGAAAUUGAUAUUCUCAAAAUCAGAUGGAAAGAACUUUACCCUUACAUCACACAGUUCAUCCUUCUAGAAGCCAAUGCAACUUUCACUGGCUUACCCAAACCCUAUCAUUUCUCUAUUCAUCGAGAUAAGUUCGAGUUCAUAGAACCUCGAUUGACCUACGCUACAAUCGGAGGUAGAUUCAAGAAAGGCGAAAAUCCCUUCGUUGAAGAAGGUUAUCAGAGACUAGCUGUAGAACAGCUUCUGAGAUUAGCAGGAAUUGAAGACGAUGAUCUGUUAAUAAUGUCGGACGUAGACGAAAUCCCCAGUGCGCACACCAUAAACCUGCUGAGAUGGUGCGACGACAUCCCUCCAGUCCUUCAUCUUCAAUUGAAGAAUUACUUGUACUCUUUUGAAUUUCUUUGGGACGACGAAAGCUGGAGGGGAUCCGUUCAUAGGUAUCAGAAAGGGCAGACGAGAUAUGCUCAUUUCAGACAAUCAGAUAUCCUAUUGGCGGAUUCGGGUUGGCAUUGCAGCUUCUGUUUCCGCCAUAUAAGCGAUUUCGUAUUCAAGAUGAAGGCCUACAGCCAUUCUGAUCGAGUGAGGUUCAGUCAUUAUCUUAACCCUGAUAGGAUUCAGGACAUAAUCUGUAAAGGAGCUGAUCUUUACGAUAUGUUGCCUGAGGAAUACACGUUUAAGGAGAUAAUCGGAAAGAUGGGUCCAAUUCCUCGUUCUUAUUCAGCUGUUCAUUUGCCUGCUUACUUGUUGGAGAAUGCCGAUCAGUAUAAAUAUCUUCUCCCCGGUAAUUGCAGACGAGAGAGCGGUUAACCACGAUCCAUUAUAUAUAUAUGAUUGUGUUAGUUUAGUUUACUAUAUAGAUUAGAUGUGUAUUCAUUCUCAAGAACAGGGCAGGUUUCAAGUAAGUUUGAUUAUUCUCAAAGUUUGUAUUAUUUGAAUAUGGUAAACGAGUUUUGCGCUCAA
Messenger RNA from Impatiens glandulifera, 1551 nucleotides. RefSeq lists its product as uncharacterized. The transcript is spliced from 2 exons. Gene Ontology annotation, molecular function: beta-1,4-mannosylglycoprotein 4-beta-N-acetylglucosaminyltransferase activity. Gene Ontology annotation, cellular component: membrane. Bases 241 to 1398 code for a protein of 385 amino acids. NCBI's taxonomy places the organism in Eukaryota, Viridiplantae, Streptophyta, Magnoliopsida, Ericales, Balsaminaceae. The record is from RefSeq and is a predicted model, not a curated record. Gene Ontology annotation, biological process: protein N-linked glycosylation; N-acetylglucosamine metabolic process.